Heterobilharzia americana is the source of this 2391-nucleotide messenger RNA. The record is from the annotation of a GenBank genome assembly. Lineage: Eukaryota; Metazoa; Platyhelminthes; Trematoda; Strigeidida; Schistosomatidae.
AUCUGUGAGGUUGGUAACAUGAGCGGUAUUUCGAAAAUGUGUAGCAAUACUCGGUUCAGGAACUGUUCCUUACUGGGCAUUCAAGAAGUUUAUCCUUAAACUAAACACUCUUCUGAAGAGUCAGGUGUUUUGCAGGUGAUGACGAACUAUUAACUUUUGGAUGUUUAGAAAUCUACUACUACUACAAUACUUCUGUGGGAGGCAUCAAUUGAGGUAUACACUAUGAAAUACGGUUCUAAAAUGAAUUCCGCCUUUAAGGUGAACUAACCAGCUAACUUCGAAUUUUGUUUGAAACUCUUCGGCAUGACAGAUGAAAAUGCCAUUCAACUGCUUGUUCACUUUAUCUUCUUUCCUCUAGAAUGCUCACCCAUUAAUAUUUCUCCGAUGGCAAUUUAUUAUAAAAGUUAUUCACACCAGUAUUUUCAAAAUGGUUUUAACUUAACACUUGCCACAUAAUCGUACGGCCAAAUUUCAUUUCAAAAUGGACUGGAAGUUGUACUGUAGAAAUGUAAAACGGUUAGAUCUUGAAGAAGUUAAAAAGACAACAGAAGCCUUUAAAAAUAAAUCGAAGAACAUUGAAACAAAGAUUCUUGAGCUAUCAAAUGCUUGUCAAUCUAUGAAAAGUAACAGUACCUUACGAAUACAUACAAAGACUUGGAGAAAAGAAAUGUCCCUGUUAAAAAGUGAAGAAAACGAGAUUGAAAAGUUACUAAAAAAUAAUUGCUAUUCAUGGAUAUUCAAAGAAGAAUCUGUGGAAGAUACAACAUGUGAGAACUCGUUAAAGGCAAAAAACCUUCAAAACAUGCUUUCAAAUUCAAUUCGUUCUCUAAGGAAAACGACUAAAGAAUUAAGUGAGAGUGGGGUGAAAGAUGAAUGCAUUCAAACACAGGCGUCGGUCAAACAAGCUAUUCAAAAUAUGCAUGAUUGCCUUCAAGAACUCAGCAAUAAUUUAUCAAAUGAAGAAUCCGAGCUUCUAAAGCAACAAGAAGAUGGAGACGACAUUUUUCUAGGUGGAGCAAGGAGAAAAUCACUUGCCUUCAGUACUAAAGAAAUGGGAAUUCCUGAGUAUGCAUGGGAUUGGGAAUGUCCAGACGAUGAAUACUUGUCUUCUAUGCUGUCAGAAUUUGUUGUGAUGGAUUUCGAAUUUUACAAUCGUCUUGAAAUUAUUAGUAAGGAAUAUGAAUCAGUUCGAUCAAACGAUCUACAGCUUUGGAGUUUAAAUGAAUUGGAAUUAUUUGAAUAUAUUUGGGAUGUAUAUAAACGACAUUUGAUAUAUCAAAGACGUCAUUAUACACUAGACUUCUUAUCACGCCUAUUUCCUAAACACAGUAACAAAGAACUGACCGAUUUAUUGAACCACUGUGACCAUGAAAGUCAUCUCAGAGAUCGUGCUAUAACAAUAAAUCGUAUGUGGAAAAAGUCACGUGAUGACUUGAGCAUUCGUAUUCAAGCAACUCUAUUGCAAAUCGUAGAAUCAUCAAAUGAAAAGCGUAAUAAAGCAGAAAAAUAUCAGUCACAAAAAGAAUUAUGCAAUUUUUUGAAGGAACAAGUUCAAAGAUGGCGUAAAGAAAAACUGGAGAUGAAUGAACUCGAAGAGAGGAAAAAUGCUGAAAUUAAAGCACAACACAAAGAAGCUGAAGCCAAAAAGAAAGCAAAGGAAAAUGCAGCUAGAAAAGCUAUCAAAAUUAAGAUUGCUGAACAUCAGUCAAUGAAACAGAGACAAGCUCAAAAUGAAGCAGCUAGAUUAAAAUUUCUACGUGAUAUGCAUGCAAAACAAUCGCGUAUAGAUAUGGCUCGAUUGAAAGAAUCACAAGAUUUAUAUCUUUCUGAAGUUAAGCAGAAGAGGUUAUUCAAUCAACUGGAGAAAGAUAGACUAGCCAAUGAACGUGAAAUUAGACUAGAGAAUCUAAGAAGAAAGGUUCGACCGAAUGUGUUACCAAAUCCCAGUCGAUCAACUUCUGAAACUGAAUCCUGGCGGUUGAAAAUAGAUGAACACCUUCAAAGUAAUGAAAAUACAUCAGAAACACAAGUAUCUUAUGCCAGUGAUUAUAACAGAUUUGGAACAAAGUUAUACACUUUUACAAAUGCUCAAUUGUGUGCUGAUCACCGUACACGACUGACUGCAGCUUUACAUUCUGCUGGUGUGUUGGACUCAGAUUAUGCAAGAAUAUUAUUAUCAAAUAUAUCCUCUAAUCGCCAGACACGUAAAGAUACAAUGACAUCGAAGGAAUUUCGUGAAGCAAUAAACGACAGUCUACAUGAUUCAUCUGCAAACUCCAACUAAAAGUAUAUAUAUUUGUAUACGUGCCAAAAUACCAGUUCCAAAUUACAUACGGUUAUUCCUAGUUGUCAAAUAUAGUGAAUUUUAUGUGUAUUAAAUUGCUUUUAAUG